GUUUGCAUCCGUAUAUAAUAUCAUCACACAAAGGUUUCGUCUUGUCACUUUAUUUCGCUUCAGCGUUGUUUUAUUUUUAUUUUCCCUGGGAUUUUAGCGACUUGAGGAAAUACCUUGAUUUUUGUAGAUUCUAUCCAUUAAUGGAAGACAACCAGCGAAGCAGAUUCAGAAAAAUUUGUGUUUUUUGCGGAAGCCACUCUGGUAACAGAGAAGUUUUCAGUGACGCCGCCAUCGAACUCGGCAAUGAACUCGUGAAGAGGAAGAUUGACUUGGUUUAUGGAGGAGGAAGCGUUGGGUUGAUGGGUCUUAUAUCCAGGAGAGUCUAUGAAGGUGGUUUCCAUGUUCUCGGGAUCAUUCCCAAAGCUUUGAUGCCAAUUGAAAUAUCAGGUGAGACUGUUGGAGAAGUAAGAGUUGUUGCAGAUAUGCACGAACGAAAAGCUGCAAUGGCGCAAGAAGCUGAGGCCUUCAUCGCGCUCCCUGGAGGUUAUGGAACAAUGGAGGAGCUGCUGGAGAUGAUAACAUGGUCACAACUUGGUAUCCAUAAGAAGACGGUUGGUCUAUUGAAUGUUGAUGGAUACUAUAACAAUUUGCUUGCUUUAUUUGAUACGGGCGUCGAAGAAGGUUUUAUCAAACCAGGCGCACGUAAUAUUGUGGUUUCUGCCCCAACAGCCAAAGAGCUUAUGGAGAAGAUGGAGGAAUAUACUCCUUCACAUAAGCAUGUUGCAUCGCACGAAAGCUGGAAAGCUGAACUCGGAGCUUACCCGGGACAACAAAGCAAGCCGCAAUAAGAAAGAACAUUAUUGUUAGCAUAUGCUACUUCCAUUUCAAGUUUAGUCUGAUUUAUUUGAAGGGAUCCACAAUGUGUAUAAGAAAACUCAAAUCUUGUUGCAAUUUGAAACAGCACAUUGGGUCCCCAAUUUGAAAGUGUU
Eutrema salsugineum is the source of this 929-nucleotide messenger RNA. RefSeq names its product cytokinin riboside 5'-monophosphate phosphoribohydrolase LOG8. The record is from RefSeq and is a predicted model, not a curated record. Gene Ontology annotation, cellular component: nucleus; cytosol. The transcript is spliced from 7 exons. Bases 141 to 788 code for a protein of 215 amino acids. Gene Ontology annotation, biological process: cytokinin biosynthetic process. Lineage: Eukaryota; Viridiplantae; Streptophyta; Magnoliopsida; Brassicales; Brassicaceae. Gene Ontology annotation, molecular function: hydrolase activity, hydrolyzing N-glycosyl compounds.